Venustampulla echinocandica is the source of this 1524-nucleotide messenger RNA. RefSeq lists its product as uncharacterized. The transcript is spliced from 3 exons. Lineage: Eukaryota; Fungi; Ascomycota; Leotiomycetes; Helotiales; Pleuroascaceae. The coding region runs from base 1 to 1524 and encodes 507 amino acids. The record is from RefSeq and is a predicted model, not a curated record.
AUGGACCAAAGUCUCGCCAACAACUUCUGUACCUUUCGACUCUCGACUCCGAUCUUUGUUUCUGAUAGCGACCCGGAUCACUCCUUUGUCCCGAUGGAUUCCAAAGAAACCCCAGCUGCCAUGGCUAACCCUUCCUCGCCAUCUACAAUCGACGCGCCAGGAAACCCAAACGCGAGGAUCAAUAAGAAUGGCCCGCAAGACCAAUUUCAAAUUACUCGGCAUCUACUUUACGAGCGCGACUUUGGCGGCGAUGCUUAUGUCUCCGCACAUCUCCAACGUCUUCAAAACGGAUGCUUCACAGAUAAGAAUAUGCACGAACCGGAUAUGCUUCAUGUUACCUUCGCGGCGAUUACCUUCACAUUCCACCCAAGUUUGUCUGACGUGCAUCGCUUUAGGUCUGCUGUAAUCACGAUCACGGCCAAUUCGUCGCCGGAUGGCAACCCCAUUAAAUUUCUCAAGUUUGCUCCACAUCUAGCGUUCGGUAGGAUUAGCAGUGCCUCAUUGAAAUGGUACUUCCAGCUUGCUGCUACCGUUGGUGUUACAAGAGGUCUCUCAGAAGCGUCGUUGAAACCUUCGCUAGGAUACGAGAAGGAUAUGGUAGUCGGAUCUAUGGUAAAAAUUCAGGGAUCAACACGAAGUACGACUCCAUAUGAGCCUUUUAUAUCCAUCUCUUCUUCCAGCCAGUCGCCUUCGAAAGCACGAAAGAAGCUUCCGGAUACAAGAUUAGUGUGGUCAUUGGAGGAGAAUCCUCAGCAAGAAAGUGGCCUACCAAGAGAAUUCACAUUCGUAUUUUUGAUGGAGAGGCUUCACUCUGACCAAAAAGAAACCAUAAAAAGGUCGUUUGCGGGAAAUGUUGAUGGGAGCUGUUUAAGCGCACCGCCAGCAGUUAUCAAGAAGAAACAGUUAUCGACAUCAACUAAGCCAGUCACGGAGGCCGAACAUAAAUCAAAUACUCGUCCAACAAUGUGCCAGAAAGCGGCUGCCCCGGUGCCUGUUCUAGCAGCAAACAUCGUGGUACAGGAGGAACAGGAAGUAUUAUUUGAUGGCCACGGUAAACCGUACUUGCCUCCUACAUCUGUGCAAUAUACAGCUGUCAUAGAAAGCUCAGGAGAACAAAGUUUCGAUGGAAUUAAAGAGACUAUCGCCAGGGUUCCCCAUGUCCGACUCCGCUCGAGUGAAGAAGAGACGCCAAUCUAUUUCAAAAAGGCGGACCCCAAGACCAAAGAACUCGAUGGUGAUUAUGAUGACGUCUUCACUCCCAUUCAUUUCAACAUCGCCAUACAACCACGAAUCAAUGGUAGCCUCGAGAGUAAAAUUUUUGGCUAUGAUAGUCAACGGUCGAUAGUAUCAGGAGAAGUGGGCCAGGUGUUUCCUACAUCCCUUGCUGGGGAGGGCGCAUCGGCGGAGGAGCACCACCACUGUCUGAUCAAUGGACUGUAUAAUUUUGCCAAACUUCCGGGCAGCUUUGAGGAUCUUGUCGGAUUGCCUGGCAAUUCGUUUAGCACUGUGGAACCCUCGCUGUAA